This is a messenger RNA of Trichomonas vaginalis G3, 1527 nucleotides long. RefSeq lists its product as uncharacterized. The transcript has a single exon. Bases 1 to 1527 code for a protein of 508 amino acids. The record is from RefSeq and is a predicted model, not a curated record. Lineage: Eukaryota; Parabasalia; Trichomonadida; Trichomonadidae.
AUGUCAUGCGAAUCAAUCGCCGGAGCUGAUUUAUAUAUUACCAAUUCAUCAGACGUAAAUAUUGAAAACUACUACUCAGAUUCCAAUGCAAACGUUGAAUACGGGAUUAAUAACAAAGUACAAAUCUCCAGUGACACAUUGUCGAUUAUCCACUUGAAUAUGACAGAUAAAAAAUACGAUGCAUCUGCACUCAUUGCUACACAGAGAACAUUUUCGGUAAAUUUUUCUUCAUUUUCGAAUUUUUCAGGCCGAAACGUAAUAGAGCAUUAUACGUAUCCCAAUUUUUAUUAUACCAAGUGCCAAUUUUUACAUAUUUACCCCAAAUCAAUUUUUAUUUAUACAUUAAAAAGAGUCAUAAUCUUAGAUUCUCAGUUUAAAGAUUGUUUCUUAGUUUGUGUUAAGAAUAGUAUCAAACUUGGAAACUGUAUCCUUGAUGAAACAAAUUAUUCCAAUAUUCUUCAAGAAAACGUAACAGAAUCAGCAUUUCAUGAUGAAUUCAUUCAUACAUAUUGCAAUUUUGUCAGAAUUAAUAAAGUACAAGCAUUCAAAGACAUUAAAAACACAAGAAUUAUUUCAUCAAUAAAUUAUUCACAGAUUUCUAUUGAAAACUGUCGAUUUGAUGAUAUUUCCAAUCAAUAUAGUGGUGUUGUCAUAUCAAUUAAUGACAUUUCCAAAAUAAUUUCGAUAAAUGAAUCAACAUUUCGGAAAAUCAAAGGAGAUCAGUAUUCACUUACAAGUUCUGGAGCUAUAUAUGUUUCUGGAUAUGAUAUUAACUAUAAAAACUCAAAGAUUUGUUGUCUUGAAAAUUCAGGAUAUUUUGGAGCUUUUCUUUGUAUAUUUUCUGACGAAAACUCAAAGGCAGAGGUCAAACAAACAACUAUUUGUAGCGAAAAUACAAAAUUGGUUUCAAUUUACGCUCAAUGUCAAUUAACGGUUAAUGUAAACUAUUCAAAUUCAAUAGGCAAAGAUAAUGUUUAUAUUUUAAGUGAACAAGACACAGAUAUUGGUGAAUCACUAUUUUGCAAUGCAGUUUUAGAUGUACACUUAUUAAAUACUUUUAUUCAUUGUGACAAAUUUUUGUCAAUUUCAAACAGUGGAUUUUCCAAUUUCAGCAUCAUUAAUAAUAAUAAUUUGUCUGUAAUAGCUGGUAUUAAUAGCGAAACUACUGAUUUAUUUAAUUGUUCAAUUGAUGUUUCGGAUGAUAUUAUUUUUGUUUCUGGAAUCAAUAUUUAUAUGAGAAAUUGUUUUUAUACGAAAAAACCGAAUGUAUUUUAUAAUAUAACAUAUAACCAAUCAGAUAAUCAACUUGUUGAUCAUGUUGUCAUGCCUUACUAUGAUUAUUUCCCUUCUGUUGAGAAAUGGUUCGCUGAAAAAAAAAAUAAUUUGUACUUGUUAAUUCCAAUUAUUUUUGUCAUUGUUGUAUCAACAUUGAUAUUUGUUUUGAUAGCAUGGAGAAAGAAACAGAGAAUAGCACAAAUGGAGAUGUCUAUUUCUCUUAGAGCAAAUCUUGUAAAUGAUUUUGGAUAA